GCGGGCAGCCCUGGAGGCCGCCCGCGACAUGUGGGCCGACUACGUCCUGUUUGUGGACGCCGAUAACAUCCUGACGAAUCCCGACACCCUGGCCCUGCUGAUGGCGGAGAACAAGACCGUGGUGGCACCCAUGCUGGAUUCCCGGGCCGCCUAUUCCAAUUUCUGGUGCGGAAUGACUUCCCAGGGUUAUUAUAAGCGCACUCCUGCCUACAUCCCUAUCCGGAAGCGGGAUCGACGCGGCUGCUUCGCUGUCCCUAUGGUGCAUUCCACUUUCCUAAUCGACUUGCGGAAAGAGGCUUCCCGGGACCUCGCGUUCUACCCUCCGCACCCCGAUUACACCUGGGCUUUUGACGACAUUAUUGUUUUUGCAUUUUCCUGUAAACAGGCAGAAGUCCAGAUGUUUGUUUGUAACAAGGAGGUUUACGGUUUUCUCCCGGUGCCGCUCCGAUCCCACAGCACCUUGCGGGAUGAGAUGGAGAGUUUCAUGCAUGUCCAGCUGGAGAUCAUGGUGAAGAACCCUCCAGCGGAGCCGUCGCGGUUCGUGUCCGUCCCGCCCAAGAUCCCGGACAAGAUGGGCUUCGACGAGGUUUUCAUGAUCAACUUGAAGCGCCGGACGGACCGACGUGAGCGGAUGCUGCGGACGCUGCACGAGCAGCAGAUCGAGUGCCGGGUCGUCGAAGCGGUGGACGGCAAAGCUAUGAACAGCAGCGAGGUCGAAGCUCUGGGCAUUAAAAUGCUGCCAGGUUAUAAGGAUCCCUACCACGGCCGCCCGCUCACCAAGGGAGAGCUGGGCUGUUUCCUCAGCCACUACAAGAUCUGGGAGGAGAUUGUUGAGAGGGGGUUGGAGAAAUCGGUGGUGUUUGAGGACGACUUGCGCUUCGAGAUCUUCUUCAAACGGCGCCUGAUGAAUCUCAUGGAUGACUUGGAGGAGGAAGGUUUGGACUGGGAUCUGAUCUACAUCGGGAGGAAGCGGAUGCAGGUGGAGCAUCCCGAGAAGUCCGUGCCCCACGUGCGGAACCUGGUGGUCGCUGAUUAUUCCUACUGGACUUUGGCCUACGUGAUUUCCCUGCAGGGAGCCCAAAAGCUGCUGGCAGCCGAGCCGCUCUCCAAGAUGUUGCCCGUGGACGAGUUCCUGCCCGUGAUGUUCGACAAACACCCCGUUUCAGACUACAUGAAGCACUUUGAAAGCCGGAAUUUGCUGGCGUUUUCCGUGGAGCCCCUCUUAGUUUAUCCAACCCACUACACGGGCGACGACGGCUACAUCAGCGACACGGAGACCUCGGUGGUGUGGAACAACGAGAAGAUCAAGACGGACUGGGAUCGCGCCAAGUCCCAGAAAAUGAAGGAGCAGCAGGAGCUGCGAAACGAGGCCAAGAACUCGGAUGUUCUGCAGUCCCCUCUUGACAGCACAGCCCGGGAUGAGCUAUGACGGGAUCGAGCCACUGCAG
Molecule: messenger RNA, 1448 nt
Organism: Tinamus guttatus (white-throated tinamou)
Lineage: Eukaryota; Metazoa; Chordata; Aves; Tinamiformes; Tinamidae
Source: RefSeq, a predicted model, not a curated record